AUGAUGUGGAAAAGUGUACCGAAGUCGUGUAUUCACGUCUCGGCGGUGUGUCUUAAAAAGAGUCCGGCAGGUAAACGCUGGAUUCAGCGGCAGCUCAGUGACCCUUUCGUCAAAGCUGCGCACUCUCAAGAUUACCGCUGCAGAAGUGCAUUUAAACUCAUCGAGAUAGACGAUAAGUACAAAAUACUGAAACCUGGCUUUAGUAUCGUAGAUUGUGGUGCUGCGCCUGGUGCAUGGAGCCAAGUUGCAGUCCAGAGAGUCAAUUCAACGGGAGAAAGUACAGAACUUCCUAAAGGAAGUGUCAUAGGUAUAGACUUACUACGAAUAGCCCCUUUGGAUGGAGCCCAGUUCCUGUGCAGUCAUGACAUUAUGGACCCUUCAACUCACAUGGAGUUGGAAAGGCUCCUCCCUGAAGCUCAAGCAGAUGUCAUCCUCAGUGACAUGGCCCCCAAUGCCAGCGGGCUCAGGGAACUGGAUCACGAGAACCUAGUCACCAUGUGUCUCUCAAUGCUGGACUUGACAGAGAGGGUUCUGCGCACUGGUGGCUCAUUGGUUUGUAAAUACUGGGAUGGCUAUCUGGCCCAUAAGCUCCAGCAAAGACUUUCUCUUAUGUUUAAGGAUGUAAGAACUGUAAAACCGAAAGCAAGUAGGAAGGAGUCGGCAGAGCUGUAUUUUCUGGCGAGGACGUUCAAAAAGAGAUAAAGCCUCUAUUUAGAUAACAAAAAUAUAGCUUGACCUGAAAUUGCUGGUUUUGUUCAUUUGAAAAAUCUGCUUCGUACACAUGCAGAAUAAAUAGAUUUGUGUGUGUAUAAGACUAUACGAUUUUUCGAGGCUCUGAAGUCUGCAUAUCAGGGUUUCCUCACAUCUUUCAUAGAUUUUGAUAAAGAAAUGAUUGUGUGCAUUUAAAUUACUUUAUUGUAAUUCUAUAUUUAGAGUGUAUUGUGAAAUAACUCUUUCGUUGAAAAAGCACAGAGAAAACAUUCAUAAAAGGCAAAACUUUAACUCAUUUGUGUGAUGGAUUAGUUUCAUUUUAGGCUGUUUAUUGAAGUCAGUAUGUUCUAGGGAAGAUUUUCACGUUACCAGUGGAUGGCGCUCUUGAGUCGUCAAUCUGAAAACAGCAGUGGGAGUUGAAGUGAAUCUCCCAAUAUCAGAGACCGUACAGUGUGAAGAGACUGCGUGGACAUGCUGUUAUUAGGAUUUUUUUCCCCAGCUGUUUAAAAGUUUAGUGUUUGGGAGUCAUGUACUGCACGUUUGUAACCUUAAAACUUUGCUCAUUUGACAAUGCAUUAAUUUUGUGUUCUCCUAACUGGAUAGCUAAAUUAUUUGCAUGAUGCAAUGCAAUACUAAAAUCCGUUUUCCAGCCGUGUAAAAAGAUGCAAUCAUUCUCUCAUUAGAAGCAGAGGAGCUGCAGAGAGGAUGGAUAAGUGUUUUUUGAGCAUGACUAAUGAGAGGCCUUUGUCCCUAAAGCAACGCAGAUAUUAGCCUCGCACAUUAUUAACCCAGACACUUUGGUUUCUACAGUCCAGAUAUAAAUGACAUCCAGCGCAUGUAGUCAGUUUUUACAUCAAGGAAUCUUUAGAAGUAUGUAGA
Triplophysa dalaica is the source of this 1590-nucleotide messenger RNA. It is a transcript of the gene mrm2, whose product is annotated as mitochondrial rRNA methyltransferase 2. Gene Ontology annotation, cellular component: mitochondrion. Gene Ontology annotation, biological process: RNA methylation. The transcript is spliced from 2 exons. Lineage: Eukaryota; Metazoa; Chordata; Actinopteri; Cypriniformes; Nemacheilidae. Gene Ontology annotation, molecular function: rRNA (uridine-2'-O-ribose)-methyltransferase activity. Bases 1 to 702 code for a protein of 233 amino acids. The record is from RefSeq and is a predicted model, not a curated record.